Molecule: messenger RNA, 1041 nt
Organism: Hypomesus transpacificus
Lineage: Eukaryota; Metazoa; Chordata; Actinopteri; Osmeriformes; Osmeridae
Gene: ptmab
Product: prothymosin alpha b
Exons: 5
Coding region: 107-442 (111 amino acids)
Biological process (GO): negative regulation of apoptotic process; positive regulation of transcription by RNA polymerase II
Cellular component (GO): nucleus
Molecular function (GO): histone binding
Source: RefSeq, a predicted model, not a curated record
GUUGAAUUGGCAACUGGCACAAUAUUAUAGUGUGAGCCAUAUCCCAGAAAGGAUUUAAUCUAAAGCAACUAUUAUUUUCGCCCGUCCAUUUUAUUGCACACACAUAAUGGCAGAUACGAAAGUUGACUCUGGUUCGGAUAUCUCUGCCAAGGACCUCAAGGAGAAGAAACUCCUUGAUGAGAAAGAGAAUGGUAAAAAGGUUGCCACCAAUGGAAAGGAAAAUGAGGAGAAUGGUGAGCCCGAGAUAGACGAUGAGGAUGAUGAGGAAGUGGAGGACGACGAUGAGGAAGAUGAGGGAGAAGGUGAUGAUGACGACGAUGACGAUGAUGACGAUGAUCUGGGGGGAGGCACAAAACGGGCAGCUGAUGAGGACGAUGAUGAGGAUGAUGAUGAUGAGGAUGAAGUUCAAACCAAGAAGCAGAAAACUGAUGACGAUGAUUGAUGCGUUUUCCUAUCGUGCUGUACACUUCCUGAUUCUUCACCUUUGACCUUUAUGUUGGAGGUGACAGUAAUGGAGGACUCAAAAAAACAUGGUCAUUAGAAAGUAGUUCAACAUCCAUGUCCACACAAACACCCCAACUGUAAAUGUUCUAAAGGAAACACCACCACAACAAUGCAGAUCAAGGCUCCACAUUCUCAAUGAAAUACACAAAAGGAGAAUUUGUUUGUAUUUUUAUUUACAUUUUAUAUUUUUGUACAUAUUGUUAGGGGAUCCGUUUCUGAAUAGUGACCUCCUGUGACCAAAUCGGUGCUUCUUUAUGAAAGAUUUAUUUGGUUGAGCACGUUAUGAUAUUUCAGCUGAAGAGGAUACAAAACAUGUAUAAAUCUUAAACCGUUGAACUCAGAGCAUUCCAGUAAAUUUAUGUAUGUUCUUUAGUUGUACCAUAGCUAGCGUUUGUUUGUAUGGGAGGGCAUGGCCAAAGAACAGGAGUCUCUAUUCCUUUUCAUUUCUGUUUUGUCGGCAAUUUGUUUUAUGAUGGCCUGUUCCGAUGUAUGUGUGAAGUUUGUUGUUUGACAAUAAACCGGACUUUUAUUUUGUGA